GACCAGGUCCCUGGGCCUGAAGAAGGGCGCCGGCCGGAUCCUGGCGGUGGCAGCAGGCGGAGCACGGAGAGCCGGGCGACGUGCAGGAGGAGGAGCCUGCCGCCAGCUCCGCUGUUAUGUCGCGACAGGCAAAGGAUGACUUCCUGAGGCACUACACAGUCUCAGACCCCAGGACCCACCCCAAGGGUUACACAGAGUACAAAGUAACCGCUCAGUUCAUCUCAAAGAAGGACCCAGAGGAUAUCAAAGAGGUAGUAGUCUGGAAGAGAUACAGUGACUUCCGUAAGCUCCAUGGGGACUUGGCCUACACUCACCGCAACCUCUUCCGCCGCCUAGAGGAGUUUCCAGCUUUCCCUCGUGCCCAGGUGUUUGGUCGGUUUGAAGCCUCCGUGAUUGAGGAACGGCGCAAGGGUGCGGAGGACUUGCUGCGUUUCACCGUCCCCAUCCCUGCACUCAACAACAGCCCCCAGCUCAGGGAGUUUUUCCGGGGUGGGGAGGUGACCCGGCCCUCUGAUGUGUCCAGGGACCUGCGAAUCCUGCCACCCCCUCUCAUCCCCACACCACCGCCUGAUGAGGCCCGGCUACUCCAGCUGCUGCCUGCGGAAAGGAGAGGCCAGGAGGAGUUGGAGGUGCCAGUGGAUCCCUUACCAUCAAGCCCCGCCCAGGAGGCCUUGGAUCUUCUCUUCAACUGUGACAGCACCUCCGAGGACGCUUCCAGCUCCCCAGCUCGAGGGCCCCUCUCUGAGGCUGAACUUGCCCUUUUCGACCCUUACUCCAAAGAGGAAAGUGCAGGCCCCAGCCCCACUCACACAGGCGAGCUGGCAGCCAUGGAGGUGCAGUCUAACAGGCUGGACCAGGAACCCUGGGAGCCAGGAGGACGGGAGGAAGAGGAGGCUGUGGACGGAGAACCUGCCCCAGCUUACCUCGGCCGGGCCACAGAGCUCAUCACUCAAGCCCUGCGGAAUGAAAAGGCUGGCGCCUAUGCUGCUGCCCUCCAGGGCUACCGGGAUGGGGUACACAUCUUGCUUCAAGGAGUCUCGGGUGACCCAUCCCCUGCCCGCCGGGAAGGCGUGAAAAAGAAGGCAGCUGAGUACCUGAAACGGGCAGAGAUGCUUCGAGAGUACCUGCCCUGAGGCGGUGGACCCUUCCUGGGCCGUCAGCUCCAGCACUGCCAGCCCCUCCACGCCUCUCGGGACCUGGCCUUGUUUCCCGCUCCUUAACCCCAGAGGCCGUAUCUGUAUUAACUGGAUCAAGUAUGAGAAAAGCAAAGACUUCUCAGCUCCGACCUGCCUGCUGCCUCCUUGGAAUCAGACUUGAACUUCUGGUCCUGCCUGUCUGUUUUAUGUGAGUGGAUUCUAUCAAUUCACCCAUUAGAGCCAGGGUCUAUAGCCAGACUUGGCCCACUGCCUUUUUUGUAAGGUCCUCUCUCCAGCUAUAACUGUUUUUUCUUUUU
This is a messenger RNA of Acomys russatus (golden spiny mouse), 1453 nucleotides long. RefSeq names its product sorting nexin 15 (gene Snx15). The record is from RefSeq and is a predicted model, not a curated record. Lineage: Eukaryota; Metazoa; Chordata; Mammalia; Rodentia; Muridae. Bases 117 to 1133 code for a protein of 338 amino acids. The transcript has 8 exons. Gene Ontology annotation, molecular function: phosphatidylinositol binding.